Messenger RNA from Hyaena hyaena (striped hyena), 4034 nucleotides. RefSeq names its product slingshot protein phosphatase 1 (gene SSH1). Gene Ontology annotation, biological process: actin cytoskeleton organization; negative regulation of actin filament polymerization; protein dephosphorylation. The coding region runs from base 120 to 3464 and encodes 1114 amino acids. The record is from RefSeq and is a predicted model, not a curated record. Lineage: Eukaryota; Metazoa; Chordata; Mammalia; Carnivora; Hyaenidae. Gene Ontology annotation, molecular function: actin binding; protein tyrosine/serine/threonine phosphatase activity. The transcript has 17 exons. Gene Ontology annotation, cellular component: cytoplasm.
GCAGCGCUCGCCCACGCCCAGCGCCGCCUCCUCCUCGGCCAGCAACAGCGAGGAGAGGCCAUUGACGAGCUCCCUUGUCUGCAGACAGGAUUCUGCAAGUCGCCCGCAGGGAAAAGAACAUGGGUGGCCGGUUGCGUGUCACUGAGAAUUCAGGCAGCAGUGGCUUCUCUCCUCCCUGCACAGACAUCUGUUCUCCUCCAUCAUCACGAUUCCUGCCGUCUUGCAGUUCACAGAGUACUUCCAAGCACUUCAUCUCACAUUCCCUUCUCAAAAACUGUGAGCUGGAGGCCGGCAGUGAUGAAGAUCGAAAGGUAAACCUCAGCUUAAGUGAGAGCUUUUUCAUGGUGAAAGGAGCGGCCCUCUUCUUACAACAGGGAAACAGCCCUCAAAGCCAGCGAAGUCUUCAGCAUCCCCACAAGCAUGCAGGUGACUUGCCCCAACAUCUUCAAAUAAUGAUCAACCUCCUUCGUUGUGAAGAUCGGAUCAAGCUGAGCCAAGCACUGUCCCUCAUGCAUGGAUAUGAACAAGACAUGAGAAUUAAGAAUCUCAUCUUAAUUCCAGAACUCACAGGGGGAAAGGCCGUGCGCUUGGAGAGCGCCUGGGCGGAGCGGGUCCGGUACAUGGUGGUGGUGGACAGCAGCGGGCGCCAGGACACGGAGGAGAGUAUCUUGCUGGGAGUCGACUUUUCCAGUAAGGAAAGUAAGAGCUGCACCAUCGGGAUGGUUCUCCGGCUGUGGAGCGACACGAAAAUCCACCUCGAUGGAGAUGGGGGGUUCAGCGUCAGCACGGCAGGGCGGAUGCACGUCUUCAAGCCCGUGUCUGUCCAGGCCAUGUGGUCUGCCCUGCAGGUCCUUCACAAGGCCUGCGAAGUGGCGCGAAGACACAACUACUUCCCCGGCGGCGUGGCUCUCAUCUGGGCCACCUACUAUGAGAGCUGCAUCAGCUCCGACCAGAGCUGCAUCAACGAGUGGAACGCCAUGCAGGACCUAGAGUCCACGCGGCCCGACUCCCCAGCCCUGUUUGUGGACAAGCCAACCGAGGGAGAGAGGACCGAGCGCCUCAUCAAGGCCAAGCUCCGGAGCAUCAUGAUGAGCCAGGACCUGGAAAAUGUGACCUCGAAAGAAAUCCGGAGUGAACUGGAGACUCAGAUGAGCUGCAACUUGAAAGAAUUCAAGGAAUUCAUAGACAACGAAAUGCUCCUGAUCCUGGGACAGAUGGACAAGCCCUCCCUUAUCUUCGACCAUCUGUAUCUCGGCUCUGAAUGGAAUGCAUCCAAUCUGGAGGAACUGCAGGGCUCAGGUGUUGACUACAUCUUAAAUGUCACUAGAGAAAUAGAUAACUUUUUUCCUGGCUUGUUUGCAUAUCAUAACAUCCGAGUCUACGACGAGGAAACAACCGACCUCCUUGCCCACUGGAAUGAGGCGUACCAUUUUAUAAACAAAGCAAAGAGGAACCACUCCAAGUGCCUGGUACAUUGCAAAAUGGGCGUCAGUAGGUCCGCCUCCACGGUCAUAGCCUAUGCCAUGAAGGAGUUCGGCUGGCCCCUGGAGAAAGCCUACAACUACGUGAAGCAGAAGCGCAGCAUCACCCGCCCCAACGCCGGCUUUAUGAGGCAGCUGUCUGAGUAUGAAGGCAUCUUGGACGCCAGCAAACAGCGACACAACAAACUGUGGCGCCAGCAGGGCGAUGCCUGCCUCCAGCUGCCCGUGGAGGACCCCACGGGGUCUGGGGACUUCCUGCCGGAGACUCUAGACAGCACCCCAGAAGCCCCGCUGCCCUGCCUAGAGGACGACGCCCGGCCUGGGCUCCCGGACAGCAGGGCCCUGGGAGGAGCUGCUCUCCCCUGCUGCUUCCGGCGCCUCCCAGACCCCCUCCUGCACCCCCCCAGUGACGAAACCGCCAGCAUGGUUCGCCUGGACGACCUGGAGAGGGACGCCCUCUUGGAGGAAGCAGCCGAGGCCACCGAGGCGUGCGGGCCGGCCAUACCCCCCCAGGAGGCUUCCAGGCCCUGUGAGAAGGAGGUGAAGAAGAAGCUGGAGUUCAGGAGCCCCAAGGCCUCCUCACCGCCGCAGGUGGAGGACAUGGAAGGGGAGGAGGCCCCGGGAGCAGGGCGCUGGGGGCGGCCCCCCUCCCAGCCUGACAAAAGCCUGCUUAACCGGGAGAACCUGAACAACAACAACAGCAAGAGAAGCUGUCCCGAGGACUUUGAGCACGAUGCUAUAUUCGGGAUCCUUAACAAGGUGAAGCCUUCCUACAAAUCCUGUGCCGACUGCAUGUACCCUACCGCCAGCGGGGCUCCUGAGGCCUUCAGGGAGCGGGGCGAGAACCCCAGUGCACCCGCCAUCUGUACCCAGCCCACCUUCCUGCCCCACCUCACGUCGUCCCCUGUGGCCUACGCGUCCAGCAGGGCCCGAGCUUUAGAGAGACUGGCCUCUGGCCCAAGUGAAAGUCCCCCGUUCCUACCACCAGCAGGCUCGAGGAGGUCAGACAGCGGUGGCUCUGGGGCUGAAGCUGCCCCAGAGCUACCGGCCAGCCUUUUGGAACCUUCCAGAGAAACCCAAAAAGUCCUGCCAAAGUCGCUCCUUUUGAAGAACUCUCACUGUGAUAAGAACCCUCCAAGCAUGGAAGUGGCGAAGGACGAAUCACCACCCAAGAAAGAUCUGAAGCCAGCCAAGGACCUGCGGCUUCUCUUCAGUAAAGAGGCUGAGAAACCCACCACCAACAGCUACUUGAUGCAGCACCAGGAAUCCAUCAUUCAGCUGCAGAAGGCGGGCUUGGUCCGGAAGCACACCAAAGAACUGGAGAGGCUAAAGGGCACGCCCACAGACCCGGCUUCUUCCUCCAGGGACAGCGCCGCCAGCAGGCUGGAGGCCAGCACCCCCGAGGAGAGCCCCACUCUGGCCCCCACCACUCCGCCGGCGCCCCUGCCUUCGCCUGGCCUUGCCGCCAGUGACGACAAGUCGGAGGCCGCCCCCCCUCCGUUUGAAGGAGGCCCCCUCAGGAGCCCCACCCCCUUCCUCUGCCGCCUGGAUCACACCAGUCAUUUCUCAAAAGACUUCCUGAAGACCAUCUGCUACACCCCUACCUCCUCGUCCAUGAGCUCCAACCUGACCCGGAGCUCCAGCAGCGACAGCAUCCACAGCGUCCGGGGCAAGCCCGGGCUGGUGAAGCAGCGGACGCAGGAGAUUGAGACACGGCUCCGGCUGGCGGGCCUCACCGUCUCGUCCCCGCUCAAACGCUCACACUCUCUGGCCAAGCUUGGAAGUCUCAACUUCUCGACGGAGGACCUGUCCAGUGAGGCAGACGCGUCCACCCUCACCGAGUCCCGGGACGCCAAGUCGAGUGAGACUUCCUUCUCAUGUGAGCCGCAGGCAGCCCCGAGGAACCCAGCCGCAGCCUCUCCGCCGUCAGGGAAAUGCACUUCAGAAGACUCGAGAAGCUCCUUGUGGAUGAGCAGAAGCUGACCCGCCUCUUGCUGCCUUUGGAUGGGUAUUUUCACAUGAUCCCUCUGUUCGUUUCACUGGGGGCUUGGGGCAGCCCCUUGCAUCUUGAUUCCUCCCAGACAGCUGACACUCAGACUUUCCCACUCCUGCCGCAGAGAGGAGGGGAAGAGACCAAAAUCACACAGCACAAGAAGAAGGGGGAGAAGCCAGUCGUGUGGCCUGGGAGAGCCAGAAGCCGUCGGCCAGUAGAUACGAAACCCUGACCCCCAAGUCCUGGGUUUUCAGGAAGAGUCCUGUUUUACGAAGAGCAUAUACAGAUGUGCACACACGUCAUAAGUACUCCCCCCACACCGUGCGACAUGAUGGCGGUGGUGACGGCUCCGUCGCCAUGGUGCCCAUUCCUAGCUCGUUGAGGCCCUCGCGGGGAAACCCUCGGAUGGCAAUAUAUUAAGUCCUACCUCUGUUCUUGCUGUGCUUUUUAUUUUUAAGAUACAAUAGUGACCCAAGGCUCGUUCCAGGGAGUGAUGCUGUGUCAGAAAAGGUUUUUUCCAAAAGAGAAUUUUUUUUGGUCCCCACCAAAAAAAAAAAAAA